Messenger RNA from Marmota monax (woodchuck), 3905 nucleotides. Its product is annotated as UL16-binding protein 1. Gene Ontology annotation, cellular component: external side of plasma membrane. Lineage: Eukaryota; Metazoa; Chordata; Mammalia; Rodentia; Sciuridae. Gene Ontology annotation, biological process: immune response; positive regulation of T cell mediated cytotoxicity; antigen processing and presentation of endogenous peptide antigen via MHC class I via ER pathway, TAP-independent. The transcript is spliced from 5 exons. The coding region runs from base 1 to 966 and encodes 321 amino acids. The record is from RefSeq and is a predicted model, not a curated record.
AUGGCUGUGGCACAUCUGGUGCCUGGGAAUGUUCCUGGGCAAGGGUGUAAGAUGCCUAGCUGCUAUGAUAAUGCCCGGCAUGAAGAGGCUCUGCCGCCGGCUGUAGACUUGCGGGAACAAACUUACCGGGACACCUCUCUCCCCUCCUCAGUCCCCAGACUUCCCCUGCGGGCUAUGUGCCACCGGUUCACUUCCCCGCAGCAGGUACUGGACCCUGCCACUGCCGUGGGAGCCACGGGACCGAAGAUCCUUUCUCACCAGCCCAACCCUUACUCGCCCUUUUCCCUCACAGGCACUCACUCUCUCUGCUAUGACUUCACCAUCAAUUCUAAGGCAGCACCUGGACAGCAAUGGUGUACAGUCCAAGGCCAGGUGGACCACAAGAAUUUUCUCUCCUAUGACUGUGGCCUGGACAAGGUCAAAUCCUUGAGUGCCCUGGGAGGGAAAGUGAGUGCCACAGUCACCUGGGAAGAGCAAAAAGCCACACUGAGAGAAAUGGUGGAUAUGCUAAAACAGAAACUGGCUGACACUAAAGCAGAAAAUGACUUGGCCAAAACUCCUGGGAAGAUUGCCGAUCAACGCACGCGGCGUUCUCCCGGAUCCCAAGAGGAAAUCUCAAUGGCUUGCUGGCAUCACCUUUCAACCAAAAACGCCAUGCAUCAUAUUACUUUGCUGUGGCUCUUAGCAAAAUCCAGUGGAUGCACCAGUGGCUCCUGGCAGUUUGGCUUCAAUGGCCGGAUGUGGCUUUGCUUUGACUCAGACAACAAAAGGUGGACAGUGGUUCAUCCUGGGUCCAACUGGAUGAAAGAAAAGUGGGAAAAUGACAGAGAAAUGACCAAGUUCUUACACAAGACCUCAAUGGGUGACUGUAGAACCUGGCUUCAGAACUUGAAGGAAUGGGAGGCAGAGCUGGAGCCAACAGGUAACUGGCAGGAGGGGGAGGAAGUGGGAGCUGCUUUCACAUGAGUUGCUGCUACGUGUGUGUGUGUGUGUGUGUGUGUGUGACCCAUCAUCCACCUUGAGUCAGACCUGGGUUAACAGCCAAAGGUAUAGUCUUCCCAUCUUUUCCCUUCUCACCUCCUAAUGCCUCUUCCUAAAUGCACAUGCUUUGGUCUGGCAUUUGCUCGUCUCUUUUUGGAAAUUCUUGUGAAUCACUUCACAUGUCAGCUCCUGAGACCCUUCUCCACCACCAUCCUCAUGGGUCACCUCAUAUUCUGCCACGAGGAAGGAUGAUUUUCAUUGUCACCCAGGCUUCUCCCUUUAUCUAUAUGAGAUUCUUAAGGUCAGGACCCUUCUCCGGUCUCCCUUAGUCUUCAUGACCUGUCACAGCAGCUGCCACAUAGCAGAGGUCUAGGAACUAUGUGCCUGCCUGAAUGACAUGGGGCAUCAGGAGCUGAGCAGGCAUCUCCACAGAUUUUGCUCUGAACAAGGGCUAACUGUCUUGUGUUUCCACUUCAGGACCUUCAGUCGCCAACCCAGACAGAGUCUUCCAGGAGUCUACAGCCAGCGCGCUGAUUCCCUGGGCCCUGCUCUGGAUAAGGAGAGGUUGAGGGGGAAGGGGGAAGAAAGAUGUGUGUCUGUAACCCCACCCAAGUUCUGGGAACCAGGUUCCAAGAACCCCUCUUUCCACAGGGUUCUCCCCAUCCCCAGGUCCUAUGGCCCCUCCUAUCUGGAGGAGGAGCAGGCUCCCAGUCAGGGAGCAGAUCCAGUCAUUACAGCUGCAGUCCUGAGACACCAAGGCCUACUGCAGGGCUGGGGCUGAUUCUGGCCUGUGAGAAAGAAGGGAGGAGGGUGGUAGAGGCUGCAGGACCCUUGGGUUAUGGGUGGAGGGGAACACAUGACCCAAGGUAAGCACCCAGGAGAACUGAGGUAGGAUUUCUUCAGAGAGUUGAAGUAACAUGUUUCUUGUCUAAAGGUUGAAGAUGCUCCCAAGAAGCUUCUGAAAAUGUGAUUCAGUUAAAUAACUGUCCUUACUGGUCUUCUGCCAGUCUACUACCUGCUCUUCCUCCAUAGAGCAGAUGAAGAUUGAAGUACAAACCCACAGGCCUCAAACAUGUCAGACUUUCCUAUGUAGCCUAGAGCUCCUCUGCUUAUUCAGAUCUAGUGAGGAUUUGGAAGAAACGUGUGUUGCACUUCUAGGAACACCAUGAGCCAUAAUCAACUUCUGCAAGAGUCGGACUGUUCUGGUUGAUGCUUUCACUCUCCUGUCCAUUGCAGCAGCCACACACACCUUUCCUUUGCCACCCACUGGCUCCUGCCACCCCAGGAUCUGAUGACCCCCAUAAAGAUCCUGUAAUUUCAGCUUCAACUUUGAGCCCUUUAUUCUGUUUUGUGAUAGUCCAAUUCUGCACUCUUUGUUAACAUGUUAGGCCAAGUCCUUUGCUAACCUAUGGAAUUGUACACUUAGCUCUGGCUGCUGGAACAGGAAAUCUCAACAAGGUGUUUCCAUCCUGGUCCUGUGUAAUCAAAUACUUCUCUGCACCUUGAGUUGACCUUUGUAUAGACUGGAUCUAGAAUGUCCCCCAAACAUCCAUGUGUUGACUCGGGUGCUAUUGAGAGGUGAAGAAAACUUUAGGAGGUGAGGGGUUGGGUAUCUCUUUGAAGGGCUCUUUAUGUCCCAGGCAUCUUCCUCCCUCUCUCCCUCUCUUUUAAAAAAGAAUAAAUUACUUAUCAUUGCUACCACAAUGUGAGCGGUAUCUUCUGCCACAGAUCCUACUGCCAGGAUAUUCUGCCUUACCUCAGGCCGGAAAACAAUGCAGUCAGCCAAACUUGGACUAAAACUUCUGAAACAGUGAGAUGAAAACUAAUAUUUCCUCCUCUAGGUGGCUGUCUUCAGAUGUUUUGUCACAAUGAUGAAAAGCUGACUAACACUGCCUUGAGAUGGUGCAAUAUGUCUCUAAAAUACCAUGGCAGCCUUCACUAUUAACUUCAGGGACUCUGUCUGUUUUGUCCUAUUUAAAUAAGCAUCUCUGUUUUGUCAAAAAAAGAAUCUUAAUGAGUUUGGAGUUUUUUAUGCAAUAUGGUGGUUAAUUUUAUGUAUCAACCCAUUGCCUGGGGAUACCCAGAUAGUUGGUAAAACAUUAUUUCUGGGUGUUUCUCUGAAGGUGUAUUUGGCAAAGAUUUGCUUUGAAAGCAGUAGCCUGAGCAAAGCAGUCUCUCUCCCUAGUGUAAGCAGGCAACAUCCAAUCCUUUCAGGGCCCAAACAAAACCAAAAGUCAGAUUCUUUGGAAAGGCAAAUUCCUCUGUGUGAUCGAGGUGUCCAUCUGCCCUGGUUCUGGGAUAUGACAAGCCAUCACUGUUUCUCAGACUUCAUGACUCAGAUCAGGAACUUACACCAUCAGCCCUCAGUCCCAGUUCUUUUGUUCAGACUGAAUUAUACCUCCUGCUUUCCUGGUUCUCUAGCCUGCAGAAAAAGACUGUGAUUUCUUGGCUUCAUAAUCCAUAGACCAAUUUCUACAAUAAGUCUCUUGGUUCUGUUUCCCUGGAGAACCCUGACCAAUAAAACUUUGUGGAGAAUGAAUGGCUUUUUGUACUUCCUUCACAUUGUAGAGUAAAUAAAACCAGCGAUUCUGCUAAAUUUGCUUAUGUAAGUAGAAUUUAUGAAUCAUUCUUAAAUUAACAGGAGUCUAGAUGGUGAUCUCAAACAUUUUGCUGACUCAAAACAAAUGUGCUUAAGGGAUGAAAUUCUUUCUGGUUUUACCCCAGCACACUUCACCCUUGAUAGUGAUUUUGGUUUUGUUAUUGUUAUUCCUCAACCUGACCUCACCUUCAAUUAGAAGUAAGUUGUAUGCAUGUGGGUAUGGGAGUAUAUAGUGGAGAACAAAUUGAAAAACAAUUCUAUUUAUCCGCUUCCUUCCCCCUGUAGAAAUAAAACAAAUCUUUACAUUCAAAACAAAAAAAAAGAA